Molecule: messenger RNA, 1041 nt
Organism: Striga hermonthica
Lineage: Eukaryota; Viridiplantae; Streptophyta; Magnoliopsida; Lamiales; Orobanchaceae
Source: the annotation of a GenBank genome assembly
AUGUCCACAAUCUUUCUACCCUCCGCACUGUUACUCCAGCGCAAACCCUCCGCCAAACCGCCGACCGCCGCCAUGGCCACAUGCGUCCACUCCUCCGGCACCGAAGCCCCUCCAGAAAACAAUCCGACCGUCGACGGCUACGUCCGGUACUUAUUCCGCCCAAACCCGCCCGAUUCCACCUCCAUGCCGAAAAAUUCCCUUUCCGAUAACCCUGAAAUCGAAAAGGGGGGCGGCGAUUUGUGGGCGCAGAUGAUGGAGGAAGCCAGGUCGGACGUGGAUCAGGAGCCGAUCCUCUCCGGCUACUACUACAAUUCCAUCUUAUCUCACGAUUCUUUGGAGAGCGCCCUUGCCGAAUACCUCUCCAUGAAGCUCAGCGACUCCAGCUUGCCCAGCGGCACUCUCUACGAUCUCUUCCUCGGCAUCCUGACCGCCGAUAGAGAUAUAAUCGGCGCCGUUAAUGAUGACCUGAGGGCUGUCAAGGAAAGAGACCCCGCCUGCCUCAGUUACGUCCACUGCUUUCUCAACUUCAAAGGGUUUAUGGCCUGCCAGGCUCAUAGGAUAGCGCACCAUCUGUGGUCCCAGGGGAGGCAGAUCCUGGCCCUCUUGAUACAGAACAGGGUUUCGGAGGUUUUCGCGGUGGAUAUCCACCCGGGGGCGAAAAUCGGGAGAGGUAUAAUGCUGGAUCACGCGACUGGGCUGGUGAUUGGGGAGACGGCCGUGAUUGGGGACAACGUGUCGAUUUUGCACGGCGUGACCUUGGGUGGGACCGGGAAGGACUCGGGAGAGAGGCACCCGAAAAUCGGGGAUGGGGUUCUGAUUGGGGCGGGAAGUUGCGUGUUGGGGAACGUGAGGAUUGAGGAUGGGGCUAAGGUUGGGGCGGGGUCCGUGGUGCUGAAGCGGGUCCCGGCUAGGACGACGGUUGUGGGUAACCCGGCCAAGUUGAUUGGGGGAAAGGCGAGGCCGAUCAUGUUGGAUCACAUCCCGAGCCUCACUAUGGACCACACCUCGCACAUAUCCGAGUGGUCGGAUUACGUGAUUUAG